This is a messenger RNA of Xenopus laevis (African clawed frog), 1500 nucleotides long. Its product is annotated as ethanolaminephosphotransferase 1. The transcript has 11 exons. The record is from RefSeq and is a predicted model, not a curated record. Bases 113 to 1279 code for a protein of 388 amino acids. NCBI's taxonomy places the organism in Eukaryota, Metazoa, Chordata, Amphibia, Anura, Pipidae.
UGCACAUUAUAUCUGUUCUUGCAGAAUUGCUGCCUAGCUACAGUGCCUGUGUCUCCUACCUGGAGGGAAGGGAGAUCGAACACUGAAUGAAAAGCAGAAUAACAGAACCAUCAUGUUUAGCCACCACUAUAUAACGCCAGAUCAACUUGCUGGUUUUGACAACUACAAGUACAGUGCUGUGGAUACAAACCCUUUGUCUGUAUAUGUAAUGCAACAUCUGUGGAACAAAGUUGUAAAGAUAGUGCCUCUUUGGAUUGCUCCAAAUUUGCUAACGUUAUCUGGAUUUCUCAUCAAUUUGGUCAAUUAUUUUUUGUUAUGCAUUUAUGAUUGGAACUAUACAGCAUCAGGUGUUGGCCAUGAACACAUCCCUAACUGGGUUUGGAUCUCUGCAGCAAUUGGCAACUUUUUGGCUUAUGCACUAGAUUCUAUUGACGGGAAACAUGCCAGAAGGACUCAGUCCAGCAGUCCAUUGGGGGAGUUAUUUGACCAUGGCUUGGACAGCUGGGCAGCGUCAAUCUUUCCAUUAUCUUUGUUCUCCAUUUUUGGAUGUGAUUCCGGUGAAGCCGGACUAACCACAAGGACCAUGUAUUCAGUAUCUUGCAUUGUCUUGUUCACCUUUAUGCUCUCACACUGGGAGAAAUACAACACUGGGGUGCUCUUCCUUCCAUGGGCAUAUGAUAUAAGCCAAGUGUCACUGACAACGGUCUAUAUUUUGACAGCCAUAGUGGGAGUUGAUGCUUAUCACAAAUCUUUGUUCCUCAAUUUCUAUAUGACUGAGAUUUUAAUAACAUUACUUACAGGGUGCAGCCUACUAAUUGCCUUUCCUCAGACUCUAUACAACAUAUACAAAGCACACCAACAGAAAGCACUGCUGAAGGCUACCCUGUAUGAAGGACUUUUACCAUUAUUCUCCCCUUCCCUUCUUUUUACUUUGCUGACAGUUUGGGUUGCAUUUUCUCCUUGUGGCAUUCUGGCUAAACAGCCCAGAUUAUUUUUAUGGAUGGUCGGUAUAACAUUCUCUAAUGUCACAUGUCGAGUGAUAAUAUGCCAGAUGAGUAAUACAAGAUCAGAGCUGUUCCACUGGCUGCUCUUACCACUACUCCUGCUAGUUGGCGCAUCGGUAUCUGGACUACUUGGAGUAAUGGAAGAAGUGACCUUCCUGGUCUUCACUGCGUUUGUUACAGCAGCACAUGUACAUUAUGGAGUUUGUGUGGGGAGACAACUCAGCCAACACUUCAACAUUUACGCAUUCUCCCUCAAGAAGCGGGGAGGCAACUGACCGCAGAUUUCAGCACUCAACUGUCUUCCCUGAAGAAGCUGAAAAGCUGAAGACUGAAAGUAUUCGGCCUAUCAGUGCUGUGUAUGUUUCAAGCUCACAGUAGAGAUAUAAAUAUAUAUAAAUAUACAGUAUCCACUGCACAACUCCAUUCAGCACAAUCAUGUUUUACUAUGGAGAUAAGUGGAAUUUGUUUUAGUAUUUUGGAAAAUAUUAAGUAACGA